AUGUCCGUUGUUACACUACAGUUGGGCCAGUGUGGGAAUCAGAUAGGCAGUGAACUGUUCGAUUUUUUGAUAGAGGAUGCAACAAAGCUGAAUUCUCAGUUCAUUUCGAAGAGCGUAGACCGCAAAGUGAUCCAAGAUUAUGAAGAAGAAGUGGUAGAAAGGUUCUUUACUCGUGACAAGACGGGAACUUUAUUGAAUGCACGUGCAGUCAUGAUCGAUAUGGAAUCCAAAGUAAUAUCUCAAACAUUAACAGAGGCCAGAAAGACUGGUAAAUGGACUUAUCCCACAGGGCAGCAAUUUUGCCAGAAACGCGGUUCAGGAAAUAACUGGGCGCACGGCUUUUUGGAACAUGGGCCAAAAUCAGCAGAUAAAGUGCUGGAAAUUGUACAGAAAGAGGUCGAAAAAUGCGACAGAUUUGGCGGAUUUCUGAUCUUGCUUAGCUUAGCUGGUGGAACUGGUUCUGGUGUUGGAGCUUAUGUUACUGGUUGCCUUCGUGAUGAGUUUCGACAUUCGUUUAUACUGAACCAAGUCGUCUGGCCUUAUGGAACCGGAGAAGUGAUAGUGCAAAAUUACAACGCUAUUUUGACGCUGUCUCAUUUGUAUAAGUGCUCAGACGGUGUAAUCAUACUCGAGAACGACAAGCUACAAAGUAUAUGCUCGAGGUUAAUGAACUUAAAACACAUCUCUUUCAAGGAUAUAAACAAGGUGAUUUCACAUAAACUUGCAAGUGUAUUGCAGCCAGUGAAGCUGUUUUCUCCGGGACAGGACGCUGCUUACUACAAACAAGCAAUCUCAGUAACUAAUCUUCUUGGAGAUCUGAUUGAGCAAGUUUGUCCUCAUCCUGAAUAUAAACUGAUGACAUUGAAGAACAUUCCUCAAAUGGCUGAAAAGUCCCUAGCCUUCAGUACCUACACCUGGUCAGGACUAUUGAAACAUCUGCGUCAAAUGCUUAUAGCUGAUGCCAGCAUGGAGGAAGGUAUACAUGAUCUCUGAGAUAGGAAGUAGAAAGUUUACCCAGUGAUCUAUACCCAGAUGGGGGUGCACUUAAAAAACUAACAUCCUGAAAUAUUUUUUUGCUGAAAAAAUUUGUUAGUACCACAGAUGUAGACCACUCAUUGCCAAGCUUAACAUCCUUGUAAAGCAGAGCCGUAGCUAGGUUUUUUGGAAUGGGGGGGGGGGGGGGGGGUGGGGGGGAGGGAGGGGGCAGGGGGGGACGGGGGGGGGGAGUGGGGGGGGGGGACAGAUGGGCAGGUGCCGAGGGCAGGAGCCAUGGGGGGGGGGCUGGGGGUAUCUUCCCUAGAAAAUUUUCCAAUUUGGAGGCUCCGAAACGCUAUUGUCAGCACUUGUCAUGAGAUAUGUCUCUGAAAAAUUGACCUUGAAUAUGAAAAUGGCAAACAAUUGCAAGUCACUAUAAUAAAAAUAACUGAGUCUAAAGAAAAGAAUUCCAACCACAGACUUGAUGUGUCUGGCUCAACAGGUCCGGGGGGAGCAGGUACCCCACUCGCUCCCCCGCUAGCUAUGGCUUUGUAAAGGCUUCUGGUUAAAAAAUAAACCCUGUUCAAGACACUGAGUAGUGAAAUUGCAUACCCUCUUUAAGACUCAAGCCCCUAUUAAUCAUAUCCUGUUCAACGGCAUAUACCACUUUAGAGAGAGAUAGAGGUUUUUUUAUCGCUUUGGGGGCAACAAAAUUGGGCGUUGAAGUCGCAAAGUGUGUUUUGUUACAGAAACAGAAAUUUGUGCCAUAUCCAUUUAUUGUUGUUCGUGAUUUCUUGUGUUUGUUUUUACUUUCCCUCAUUUUGGCAGGCAUUGACUGGGAAGUGAAGUUACCUGUGCCAUCCAACCCUGAUGGUGCUGAUUUUCAUCUCAGACCCGGUGAACCGCCACGAUUGAGAGAAAAAUUCAAUAAAUCCAUUGCUAACCUCUUGGUAUUACGAGGAGUGGAUGUUCAUAAGUCUGAUCUGACUUCUUUUAAUGAUCCUAGACUUCAUGCGAACUGGGUGCCAUCAAGUUGUGCUAGCACAAUAUGGUGCCAUCCAAGGCCAUUUAACCAUUAUGAUAAGUCAGUGACAUUGCUUAGCAACAGCCAAACCCCUGUGGCUCCCUUAAACUCUGUGGUUCAGAAAGCUUGGAACAUGUUCACUUCACGGGCUUAUGUCCACCAGUAUUUAAAGUAUGGAAUGACAGAGGAUCGUUUUGUCGACAGUUUUGCAGCUACUGAGCAAAUCAUAAGAAACUACUCUUCACUGUAA
Porites evermanni is the source of this 2249-nucleotide messenger RNA. The record is from the annotation of a GenBank genome assembly. Lineage: Eukaryota; Metazoa; Cnidaria; Anthozoa; Scleractinia; Poritidae.